AUGAAUGGGACGGAGGGCCCAAACUUCUACGUGCCUUUCUCCAACAAGACGGGCGUGGUGCGCAGCCCCUUUGAGUAUCCGCAGUACUACCUGGCUGAGCCAUGGCAGUUCUCCAUGCUGGCUGCCUACAUGUUCAUGCUGAUUGUGCUUGGCUUCCCCAUCAACUUCCUCACGCUCUACGUCACGGUCCAGCACAAGAAGCUGCGCACACCCCUCAACUACAUCCUUCUCAACCUGGCAGUGGCUGACCUCUUCAUGGUCUUCGGAGGCUUCACCACCACCCUCUACACCUCUCUGCAUGGAUACUUUGUCUUCGGACCCACAGGAUGCAACUUGGAGGGAUUCUUUGCCACCCUGGGCGGUGAAAUCGCCCUGUGGUCCUUGGUGGUCCUGGCCAUUGAACGGUACGUGGUGGUGUGUAAGCCUAUGAGCAACUUCCGCUUCGGGGAGAACCACGCCAUCAUGGGCCUGGCCCUCACCUGGGUCAUGGCUCUGGCCUGCGCUGCGCCCCCUCUCGUCGGCUGGUCCAGGUACAUCCCAGAGGGCCUGCAGUGCUCGUGCGGGAUUGACUACUACACACUCAAGCCGGAGGUCAACAAUGAGUCCUUCGUCAUCUACAUGUUCGUGGUCCACUUCUCCAUCCCCUUGGUCAUCAUCUUCUUCUGCUAUGGGCAGCUGGUCUUCACAGUCAAGGAGGCUGCCGCCCAGCAGCAGGAGUCAGCCACCACACAGAAGGCCGAGAAGGAGGUCACUCGCAUGGUCAUCAUCAUGGUCGUGGCUUUCCUGAUCUGCUGGCUGCCCUACGCCAGUGUGGCAUUCUACAUCUUCACCCACCAGGGCUCCGACUUUGGCCCCAUCUUCAUGACCAUCCCAGCCUUCUUUGCCAAGAGCGCCUCCAUCUACAACCCCGUCAUCUAUAUCAUGAUGAACAAGCAGUUCCGGAACUGCAUGCUCACCACGCUCUGCUGUGGCAAGAACCCACUGGGUGAUGACGAGGCCUCCACCACCACUUCCAAGACAGAGACCAGCCAGGUGGCACCAGCCUAAGCCCCGCCAAGGACUCUGCGGCUCUGCGGCUCUGUAGGAGUCUCCCCACCCCUGCCCAUCCCAGCCACAGCCACCCCACCAGGAGCCGCACCUGUCAGAACCA
Messenger RNA from Sus scrofa (pig), 1150 nucleotides. RefSeq names its product rhodopsin (gene RHO). Gene Ontology annotation, cellular component: membrane. The record is from RefSeq and is marked provisional. Lineage: Eukaryota; Metazoa; Chordata; Mammalia; Artiodactyla; Suidae. Gene Ontology annotation, biological process: G protein-coupled receptor signaling pathway; visual perception; phototransduction. Gene Ontology annotation, molecular function: G protein-coupled receptor activity.